Messenger RNA from Papilio xuthus (Asian swallowtail), 668 nucleotides. Its product is annotated as protein anon-73B1. The coding region runs from base 144 to 392 and encodes 82 amino acids. Gene Ontology annotation, cellular component: membrane. NCBI's taxonomy places the organism in Eukaryota, Metazoa, Arthropoda, Insecta, Lepidoptera, Papilionidae. The transcript has 3 exons. The record is from RefSeq and is a predicted model, not a curated record.
AGCUUGGUUCAAUAUUGUCAAAUUCUGGUUCUUGUCAAAUUCACAAAUUCCCAAACUGUUGAGUAGAACUGUUAAGAAUUGAGUAAGGUCAGUUUUAUCCAAUUCGGCUUUUUAAAUCACUAAAAACGUUUAAAAAACUCAAAAUGAUUCCCAAUGAGAUUUUUGCCGAAGAUGUGAUGAGUACUGUUAUAAGAUAUGGGUUAUACAUCGGCGCCGCUUUUCAACUUGCUUGCUUGCUAGCUUGCGUGACUCUUACGGACGAACAAAGCGAUUCUCAUCCAUACGAAAAGGCAUAUACAGACAGUGAUGAAUGUAGCUCUGAACAGUCUUCACCUGGACAUAGAGCCACCGUAUCGCGUGCUCGUCGUCAUGACAAGAAGAAGCGUCGCUAAAAAAGUAGUAUAGAGGUAAAAUUACUGUUUGAAUGAAAUACUCUUAUUGUCAAAACUGUUAGAAUUUUUUAAUGUCUCAAUCUAUAAUAAAAUAUUCAUAAUGCUCUUUAAAUUCUAAUAAUAUCAUUCACAAUGACUUUAAAUUAUUUUACUUGUAAGAACAUAUAUCUUAGGCCCAUUCCAAGUUAAUUUUAAAAUAUUGUACUAUUGGAUUGAUUCAUAUAAGUAAACUAUAGAUGUAAUAAAUUUAGUCAGUUAUUGAUAUUUGGGGUAAUU